Messenger RNA from Zingiber officinale, 948 nucleotides. Its product is annotated as probable E3 ubiquitin-protein ligase ATL44. The transcript is spliced from 2 exons. Bases 208 to 741 code for a protein of 177 amino acids. Lineage: Eukaryota; Viridiplantae; Streptophyta; Magnoliopsida; Zingiberales; Zingiberaceae. The record is from RefSeq and is a predicted model, not a curated record.
CGCCGACCCCGCUGCCGCUGAUCCCGUCAACAACCUCCCCUGCCGAUACCGUCGCCGCUGAUCCUGUCAAAACUAAGAAAAGUGAAAAGUACUUGCACUAAGAAAAGUGAGCAAUAUUCUCUCCAUGGCACCAAGCAGAGUUGCAACUCACUACUCUCCCAAAACUCGUCCCUUGAAACUCGGUCUUCGGUUUUAAUCGACUACGAAAUGCGUUCUCCGGCGAGGUUUCUACUGUCGUCGGAGGCGGAGCCGCCGAGUCCCCUCCCCUUCGACUCUGACGUCGUUGUCAUCCUCGCCGUCCUCCUUUGCGCCCUCAUCUGUGUCGUCGGACUCGCCCUCUUCGCCCGCUGCGCCUGGCUACAUCACUCGGUUACCUCAACGGCCCGCAUCCCCUUCCCUGCUUCGCCCAACAAGGGCCUCAAGAUGAAGGCCAUCCGAGCGCUUCCCACCCUGUCUUUCAACUCCUCCUCUGCCUCUGCUGCGGGUGGCAUCGCGCUGCUCGACUGCCCCAUCUGCCUCGCCGAGUUCUCUGACGGUGAGGUCGUCCGCGUCCUGCCCCAGUGUGGCCACGGCUUCCACGCCAAGUGCGUUGACACCUGGUUUCGGUCCCAAUCCUCCUGCCCCACCUGCAGACGGAUCCUGGCGGUCGCCGCCCCGCUGCGGUGCCAGCAGUGCGGCGCCAACUCCGGCGCCGGCGCUAAGCUGCACGAUGGGGGCGCAUCCAGUACGUUCCUUCCCUAAACAACAAGCACGCCACAUGUUUGUUAUUACGUUUCCUCCUAGUUUUGAACUGAUUUGUUGUUCAUCUCGUGUGUAAUUGCUACACGACAAUCAGAGAGGCAGCUUGAUAUUCUACUAGUUUUGUGUUUUUUUAAUGAAAAAUGUAUCAACUUUCUUGCAAAUGGAGUACUUAGGGUAACCCUCACUCCCAUGUCGUUUUGAGAACAA